Molecule: messenger RNA, 4290 nt
Organism: Paralichthys olivaceus (Japanese flounder)
Lineage: Eukaryota; Metazoa; Chordata; Actinopteri; Pleuronectiformes; Paralichthyidae
Gene: afap1
Product: actin filament associated protein 1
Cellular component (GO): cytosol
Molecular function (GO): SH3 domain binding; SH2 domain binding
Source: RefSeq, a predicted model, not a curated record
GGACGGGAAGAGGAAAGGAGGGAGGGGAAGGAGGAGGAGUACAAAGAUCCGGAGGAGAUGGAAAGAAAAGUUUGAAAGAAGAAGAGAGAGGUUCCAGCGGCCGGUCGGAGCAGAGGGGGAAUACGCGGCUCUGCGAAGAGGAACGUGACUCUGUGCGCGCGGGGAUUUGCACUGCUGCCGGGGGAGCCGCUGGGCGGAUUCGACGCGCGUGACUCCAAGAUGAGGAGCGACCCUGUCGUGUUCACUUCCAGCCGGGCGAUGGAGGAGCUGGUGUGUGAGCUUCGUCUGUUCCUGGACCUGCUGGACAGGGAGUACCUGAGCGCCGGGGUCCGAGAGAAGAAGAUGCACCUCUCCAAAAUCCUCCACAGAGUCCUCUCGGACAAAGAGCCUUCAUUCAAGUCAGAGAUCCACAGUGGUCUGCCAGCCCCACCUCAGAUGCCCCUCCCUGCGAUCCCUCAUCCCUGGCUGUCUUCAAGCAACGGCCCGCCUCCCCUGCCCAGCUCCUCUCUGCCUGAAGGCUACUACGAGGAAGCGGUUCCUUUAAGCCCUGGAAAAGCUCCUGAGUACAUCACCUCCAACUAUGACUCGGACGCCAUGAGCAGCUCCUACGAGUCGUACGAUGAGGAAGAGGAGGAUGGGAAGGGCCAGAAGAUGCGUCAUCAGUGGCCGUCUGAGGAGGCGUCAAUGGAUCUGGUGAAGGACUCCCGCAUCUGUGCGUUCCUGCUGCGCAAGAAACGCUUUGGCCAAUGGACCAAGCUUCUCUGUGUCAUCAAAGAUAACAAACUGCUGUGUUACAAGUCCUCCAAAGACCACACCCCUCAGAUGGAGCUGAGCCUGUCUGGGUGCAGCAUCACUCACAUCCCCAAGGACGGCAAGAAGAAGAAGCAUGAGCUGAAGAUCGUCCACCAGGGGGCAGACGCCCUGGUGCUGGCUGUGCAGAGCAAAGAACAGGCCGAGGAAUGGCUCAAGGUGAUGCGAGAGGUCUGUGUUAAUGGAAGUGUAGACUUAGAUGGAGCUGGAUCUGGAUCGCCUGUGCACAGACCUGAACUGGAAAAGAAGGCGUCCUGUGACAGGCCGAGCUCCGACGGAGAGGCGGCCCACGAGAACGGACACAGCGACUGCAAGGACCAAGGAAAAGGGAAGAAGAACUCUAAGUCGGAGCACAAGACAGGGACGGUGGGGAAGGGUGCAGGGAAGAAGAUCACCAAGAUCAUCGGCCUGGGGAAGAAGAAGCCAUCGACAGAUGAGCAGACCUCAUCGGCAGAGGAAGACGUACCCACAUGUGGCUACCUGAACGUGUUGUCCAACAACCGCUGGCGGGAGCGCUGGUGCCGCCUGAAAGACAACCAGCUGCUCCUCCACAAGGACCGGGACGACCUGAAGAGCCACAUCGCCUCUCUGCCGCUGCGUGGCUGCGAAGUCAGCCCUGGCCUGGACCACAAACACCCCUUCGCCUUCCGCCUGCUCCGCAACAGCCAAGAGGUGGCAGUGCUGGAGGCGUCCUCCUCUGAGGAGAUGGGUCGCUGGUUGGGGGUUUUAUUGGCCGAGACUGGUUCCACCACCGACCCAGCCACCCUGCACUAUGACUACAUCGAUGUGGAGACCACCGCCAACGUCAUCCAGCUGGCCAAGCAGUCCUUCUGUUUCACCAGUAAGCGUGCUGUCUCACCUAACCCGUACCUGGACAACCCAGUCAACGGCUACGCCUGUCCCACUGGAAUGGCUCUGCAUUAUGAUGAUGUCCCCAUUAACGGAAUGGACCCCGAGGCGCUGCACUCCAGUCCCAGCACAGGAGGGCGCCAGCUGAAAGGGGAGAUGCACUAUGAGAAUGCUGAACUCUACGAUAACAUGCCCUCACCCAAGCUGGCCUCUCGCUAUCCUCCCAAGCCUUCCUCCUCUCCUGCUUCCUCUACCUCCAAAUCUGCCGGUCACUACAAAACCCCUGUUUCUAAAGUCUCCUCUAAAUUCCUCCCUGCUGAUACUAAAACUAAAGCCACUGCUCAGUUUAAGGGAAAGAAGGGCGCAGCGACCAAUGGGGUGGCAUCAAAACAGAAGGCGGAGGCAAAGAACCAGUCCAAGAAGAAUGGAGUCAACGGGACCAAUGGGACGGCCUCUCUGAAACGCAACAACUCCAACGCGGAGCAGUGCAAGUACGGGAAGAACCGCGUGGAGGCAGACGCCAAGCGGCUGCAGGCCAAGGAAGACGAGCUGAUGAAGAAGAAGCAGGACAUCAGGAACCAUCUGACGCAGCUGAAGAAGGAGAGGAGAGACCUGCGCACAGCUGUGGAGGCUGCUGCUGGCAAACGAUCUCAUGGUUCCCUGUCGGAGCGGCUGAAGAAGGUGGAGGAGCAGUGCCGGCAGAAGGAGGAGGAGAGGGUGAACCUGGAGCUGGAGCAGACAGAGGUGAAGGAGAGCCUGAAAAAGGCGUUGAGCGGAGGGGUCACCCUGGGCCUCACCAUCGAACCGAAAGCUGGCUCCUCUGGCCUCCAGUCACCGGCCAUGUUGCGACGGACACAGGAGUCGUCUCCCUUCUCCAGCUGCGACACCAGUGACACAGAGUCCUGCUCCCUGCCGGUCAACAGCGCAUCGCUGCUCCGCCGGCAGACGGCCGGUCAGAAGGCCCCCACAGUUCGGGGACACGUCCUCAGGAAGGCCAAGGAAUGGGAGCAGAAGAACGGCACAUAAACCGCUUACCCUCUCACAUCACCCUUUCUUUCAUUCCUUUGGUUUUUUCUUUUUAAAAAUAUUGUCUAUAUAUUUAUUUAAAAUACAGUCCGUGAGUGCUGAGGAGGACACAGUCAUUCACAUGAACUAAAGGAGGGGCUGCUUUUAGUAUACUGUAAGUACCACAGCAUACAGACAUAGCAACCUUUUCCAACCCUUCUAUCGAGCAUGCUUAGUAAACUAAGUUGUGCUUUGUUGUCUGCUGCACUUUCUUUUUCAAGCAAACACCUUGUGUUUUUUUCUCCCAUUCAGAAUCUGUUCCAGCAGUUUGGCUUGAAAAAGGUCAAAAGUCAAAACCAAGUAUUUAUUUGUAAAUGUUUAAAGGAAAUACUAGCUUCCCUUUGUUUAUUUAUGUUGAUAUAUUUAAUUUUUUUUUUUUUUUUUGAAAUUGUGGCAAACAGAAGUCAUGUUUUAAGGGUCAGAAUAAUCGUAACACACACCAGCUGAGUAUAAAGGCACAGCUCUGGGCUAAAGGGGUAUUUCAAGAAGCAGAAUUAUCCAGAGCGUUAUUCAGUUAACAGUCCCCUUAUGAAACCACAUUCAAAUUCACUAGAUUGAUAUUUUAAUUGGAUCUGCACCAAAUUAUACUCAUAGAUAUCAGUUCCCUAGUUUUUUCAUCAAGAAAUAAAGGAUAUUUAUUGAAAAACACACAUAGUUAAAGAAAGCGGGGGAAAAAAGUUCCUGGACCUUCCACCAAGUUCAUUGCAAUUGCAAAUGACCACGCUGUUGAGCUCUAUAUCGAUAAAUCUGUGAAAGGCUGAUAACGGAUGAUUUUAUCAUCAAGAUGAAACCGUCGCCUCUAGUCAGAAGUAGCUCAGAAGACAUUUUAUCUGAUGCUAGAUGUAUGUUUUUCAGUUAAUAGCUUGAAACUUCCUCCAUCCCGUCUCAAACACAGUUUAACUCUCUGAACUGUGAUGCAGCCUCAACCGAUCAAUGAAAACAAGUUGCCUAUAAAGUAGUUAGCCGGUAGCUGCAGCUUUAGCAAACGACAGCUGUGAAUGUCAUUGUUAAAACAAAGCAAAUGUAAAUAGAUUGAUUAACGUCUCACUUCCAAUCACUAAAACAUGUGGUUUCCAUUCAUAAUCAGCCAGUGUAGCUUUAACUACACUGUCUUACAGUCGCCUUGAGUAAUUGUGCUUCUUCAAAUACUCCCUUAUUUUGACAAUUGGAUUCUAACUCUGUGUGUGUGUGUGUGCGUGCGUGUGUGUGUGUGUCGAAAGGUCAGGUCAGGUCAGGUCAGGAAUGGGCGUGGCCACCCUUAGAUUUGGCGCUCACCAUAGGAAACAAUUAGAAACCUCAACUGACAUGGCGAGUUGCUCCUCUGAGCUCCAGUCCAUCUCCUGUGAUCACACCACUGCUCUGCUGUGUGUGUGUGUGUGUGUGUGUGUGUGUGUGUGUGUGUGUGUGUGUGCGUGUGCGUGUGCGUGCAUGCAUGAGCUCAAAUGUCUCCAAGGCACAUUCCAAACCCAUUAACAAUACACUGACUGAAACAGGGAUACUUGCUGUAAACUCUCAAUUGUGUUCUACAGAAGACUGUGACUUCCUUAGACUCACACAACCUUGUAC